AUGUCGGCGUCUCGUUGGGAAGGUUAUCGUGAGUUGUUUUUUUUUUUAAUUUUGAAUUCAGGAUUUCGCGCCGAAAUCUACAGUACCCCUGAAAUUUUGUUUCAGAAACCGUAACCCAAUCCACCUUUUCCAACACCAACAAUCGUCAAUUCGACACCCAAACAAAUGUGAUGAAUCCGUCGAGUUUUGUGAGAAGCGGGCUUGUUGAGCAACAAGUCAACAGUAAGUUUUGGCGCCAAGUUUUGAUCUACAGUAUGCUUGGUAGUCUGCUGACACAUUUCUAGAAGCUUGGAAAUUUGCUGACGCUUUUCUAGAAGCUUGUAAAGUUGCUGACGCUUUUCUAGAAGCUUGGAAAUUUGCUGACGCUUUUCUAGAAGCUCGAAAAUUUGCUGACGCUUUUCUAGUAGCUUGUAAAUUUGCUGACGCUUUUCUGGAAGCUCGGAAAUUUGCUGACGCUUUUCUAGUAGCUUGUAAAGUUGCUGACGCAUCUCUAGAAGCUUUUUUGAUCUACCCCAUUUUCUUUUUGCAGCCAUCGAUCCCGCAUUUUACGACUGUAUCUACAGUAUCGCAAACACAGCGAAUACGGUAAUCGAGAGAUGUUAUAAGGAUAUUGGAUGCUGUGCGGAUGGUUGUUGUAAAAAUGGAUAUUGGUGGGUUUGAAGUCGGGGACUAGAAAUCCACCCGGGAAAACUAGUCCGCCUCAAUUUCUAGGCCUGCGUUUUUGUAGAAACGAUGUUUAGGGUAAAACAAUGUUUCAAGAUGGCCUAGGAUCCCCCAUGGCCGAACUUCCCGCAAAACUAGCCCCCGGGGUUUUCGACCCCGCGGAGCUCAAAGAGCCCACUAAAAUUGCUCAUUUUCUGCAGGCACAAUCGCUAUGGCUGGGCAGUCGCCUUGAUCGUCAUUUUCUGCGCAUUGGUCAUUGUUGCCUUCGUAAUUUGGCUCGUCGUUUGGCUUUUCAAUCGUUCCAAAGACAAGCAACAGAAACGCGAGUUGUACGAACAAUCGAUGGCUUAUGAGGAGAAUAAUCACUACAGUACUUCGGUAGGAGAAUUUGAUCUACUGAAACUUUUUGAAUUUAAAAAUUUGGCAGCAGAAAUCCAUGUGGAAUGUUUUCGCGCAAAAUUUGAAUUUCCAAAAUUUUCAAAAAAUCGAUAUUUGGCGCCAAACUCAAAUAUUUACACAUAACCCCGGAAGUGACUAAAUGAUGCAACACUUUCUUCAUUUUUUCUGAGAAAAUGAGCAAAUAUUUGGCGAUUUCUUAACUUUUCUCUUAUUUUUUUUAAGCAAAAAAACCAGAUUUACUGGUUUUUCAACUGAAAAUUAAAAAAAAAAUUGUAGGGCCGGGGAGGAAUCGAACCCCUGACCCUGUUCUCGGUCAUUUCAAAAAAAUGUAUUUUAUUCAAAGUCUCCAAGAGCUGCACAACUCUAUAAAAAUCGUAGAAACAAGCCUCCCUGGCCUAGAAUCCAACGUGACCGAACUCUCCCAAAAACUAGUCCCCGGUCAAUUUUCAGCCGAAAAAUCUGAAAUUUUUGCAGCUUCCGACACCACUUCCAACUCCAACUCACUAUCCCGAACAAUUUUCGUACGAUCCGGCUCGCGACCGCGAUAAUUACCGAUAUUAA
This is a messenger RNA of Caenorhabditis angaria, 1623 nucleotides long. The record is from the annotation of a GenBank genome assembly. Lineage: Eukaryota; Metazoa; Nematoda; Chromadorea; Rhabditida; Rhabditidae.